AACACGUCUUUUGUAUUUAAUUUAAUUUAUUUCUUCCGAUUGGAAGAAAUUUCAUUUCACCUACCGCAAAAACGGUUCAAAACGUAUAAAAAGAAAUGCGAUGGCGAGAGCGUUUAGUAUCAGAUUACGUUCCACAAGAACUGCAAACAAUGAAGGCUUGGCUUAUUCUUGGGCAUAUAAUGUACUUGACAGUGCAAGUGCAGCUACAAUCUACACAGCAAAACGUAACAAAGAGGGGUUUACAAGAUCAAAUCAGUUACUAUACAGAUCCUGCAUCAGUUAGAUAUUUUCCGGUAGCCCCUUCCAACAUACACCCUUAUGCUAAUCCACAUCAAACUGGUGAAUAUCCAAAGCAAGUGGCAGUACAGCAGGUGCUCUACGACUACCCUCACGACACCUCGGAUCACCUGCAUGCACCAACUCAAUAUCACAAUCAUCAGCAGGUACAGGCCCCCAUUGUAAGCCCUGUCCAUCAUCCUCAUUCCGCAAUUGCCGCUCCUGUUCAACAUAGCGCGGUGGUACAUCACGGACAGAGCUAUUCUAGAUUUGUGCAUCCGUAUCCCGCUUCACCUCCACUUGCACCUGCUCCAGGUGCUCAUACUCAUGUCAAUCCACCGAUUUACACAAGUAAAAUUGUAUACCACCCGCAACGGGCACAUAUCCACCCCACGCAACCGGCACCGGUUGUCACACAAAAGCCCUUCAGACCAUCUCCUUUAAUAUCCACAACAUACAACAAAGGUAAACCAAAACAAUCCGAAGAAUACACCCGUGACGAAGACGAAGACCACGAAAACUACGAAGAAGACGACGAAGAAUUCAAACCGUACAAGUCGAGUAAGUAUAGCGAUAGCGACGAUGAUGAAGAGGAUGGGCAUUACCGCGUCCAGGAGGAUGAUGACGAGGAUCGUUUCUCGAGAAAUGUUCGGAAACCGCGCAAUAAAAAACAUUCCAGUAAACCGAAAACGCAUUACAAGAGCUUUAAGUACACAUCGUCGAAUUCGAAACCGACGAAAGAUAUCUACGAAAGCCGGCAGACCCAAAAUAUUCCCGCAAUUGCGCACAGACAAUCGUUUCGGCAGGAAAACUGGAUUGUUACCAAACAGGAUUAGUGCGCAAAAAUUCUUGGAAUUUUUCAUGGAUUCUCCAGUAGUCAUCAACAGCUCGGAAACAAGAUUUUACUUGAA
Molecule: messenger RNA, 1187 nt
Organism: Photinus pyralis (common eastern firefly)
Lineage: Eukaryota; Metazoa; Arthropoda; Insecta; Coleoptera; Lampyridae
Product: LIM domain-containing protein A-like
Exons: 3
Coding region: 96-1112 (338 amino acids)
Source: RefSeq, a predicted model, not a curated record